Molecule: messenger RNA, 2698 nt
Organism: Paraphaeosphaeria sporulosa
Lineage: Eukaryota; Fungi; Ascomycota; Dothideomycetes; Pleosporales; Didymosphaeriaceae
Exons: 4
Coding region: 229-2502 (757 amino acids)
Cellular component (GO): cell cortex of cell tip
Molecular function (GO): protein binding
Source: RefSeq, a predicted model, not a curated record
CCCGAGUACAGGGUAUAACGCCAGCGGCUUCCUCCUUCCGUUAUGAUCUGACGACAGCAAUGCCCUCGGUGACAGCAGGGUGCAGGCCUGGAAGGCUGAAAACAGCCACAAAAUUCAGCGCCCCCGAAGAGUCGUUAUUAAUUAGUGCAGCUACCGAUAGUUUCCCCACUUGCAGACUUCGACACUUCGUCUUCGCGGGCACCUCAAGUGCACACAUGUCCAGGUAGCAUGGGACUUAGCAGUGGCUGGCUCCCACGUCCGCCAGUUGCGCCUCUUGUACUGAUAGCUGUCUGGGCAUUUGCUGUAGCGCAUGUUGGCGCACAGCAACCACCAAAAAAUGCCGGUCCCGAUCCAGUCGAGAACUUUUGCAUGAGAUGGUGGUCACAAUCUGUCGUAAAGAACAACACCUUGUACAUCGACAGUGGUGUUCAGAGAUUCAAUGACUCGGGCGAUGUCUAUCUCGGAAUCAACAACUACCUCUUGACCAUUGAUAUGACCAGAACAUGGGAUUGGCAGGUACCAAGUAAUGAAUCUGGAGGUCUGACCAUAGAUGUCGAGCGCAAGAACGUGACAAGCCCGUCUACGGGCACAGCCGUACCCAAUCUCAUACGAGGACAUCUUUUCCAUGGGCCUUACAACAAGAGCGAUACGAUCUACAACUUUGGUGGAGCGACGUACAUGAACAAUCAGUCCUUCGAAGGCUACAGGCAACCAGACAGCUCGCAGUAUCCUCUCUGGACGUACGACCGCACACUGGACAGUCCGUGGGAUAAGCACACUAUCCAACAGGUCUGGCAACCAAACCACGGCGCCGCAGCCGAGGAUACUGGAAGAGGAUUUGGCUUCUAUCUAGGCGGGCAAAUCGAUAUGGGAACGUCCACUCUAACUUUGGGACAACCAUUCAGAGAUCCUACUCAAAACCUAUAUAUGCCACUUGACGGCAUGCUGGUCAUCAACCUGGUCGAUCUCGACGUCCGUGCAGAUAACAUAUCAACUUCUAGCAUGAAAAGAAACUCCCCAAGAGUAGGAGGAGCACUGGAAUAUAUUGAUGCUGUGGGCGAUAGUGGCAUAUUGGUAGCCCUAGGGGGUCAGAUCCAGCCUGGACUCAAGUUUGGCGAAAUUGCGAAUAGAACGAAGGGAGAGCUUAUCGACUUCAACACCGUAGAUGUGUUCGAUCUAGACUCUUACUUCAGCGAUACAUCGAGUAACGGCACGUGGUACGAACAAGCCACCACCGGAGACAUCCCGGCCCCGCGAAUCGACUUCUGCACUGUCUAUGUUUCCGCGCCAGACAACUCAAGCCACCACAUCUAUCUCUACAGCGGAUUCGACCCCAUCAACAACAAAGCCUACGAUGACGUCGCCGUUCUCUCGAUCCCAUCGUUCACGUGGACAACGCUCUUCGACAAUGGCGGUGCUCCCCGAAUAGGGCACAACUGCCACCGCGUCGGGAAGCGCCAGAUGGUCACAGUGGGAGGGAAUGUCACAACGCUACCAUGUGACUGGGAACUUAAGGGCGUCGCUUUUCUCGAAUUAUCGACCGUCAAGUGGGGCAGCGUAUUUUACAGCAACAUCACAGAUACGGAGUACGACGUCCCGAACCAGCUGCUCAGCGUAACAGGUGGCAAGGCUAGCGGGGGAGCGACCGCCAGUGAGCCGAAGCAGGGGUGGACGGAGAAGGGGCUCGGCGAGGUUUUUCGCAAGUCGCGGUAUACGAUUCCUUCAACCUGGCCCACCUCCAACAACUCAUCAGGCACAAGGGACUCUACAAGCCCCAAGAAAAACAACGUCGGUGCCAUCGCCGGCGGUGUUGUCGGCGGCGUUGCAGCCCUCGCCCUCCUCGCCGGCCUCCUGUUCUUCCGGCACCGCCGCCGCCUCCAAAAAGAAAGCCCCUCCGAACUCCACGGCAACGAAAUCCCACGGCCCAGCAACGACGAGGAGAAAGAUAACUACGAGCUUAAAGGCGUAAACAGCGACGAACCCGUCGAACUCCCCGGUCCCGAAGCGCAGGAGCUCAGCGCCCCCAGAGAGUUCGUAGAAGCAGACCACGACACCGCCACCUGGGCGUCGGAACUUCCGGGUACGAACACGGUGGCUGGGGGUGUGCACGGCAAGCCGAUUGUCCGGACGCCGGGGGACGAUUUGCCCGAAAUACCGGAAUAUACGCCGGGGCUGAGGAGGCCGUCUAGUGCGGGUAGACGGAGGAGGAGUUCGAGCUCGAGCGCGGGAAGUAAGAAGGCGGGAGAUGGGCCGCAGGUGGAUGGGCAGCAACGCGUCGAAGAGAAGGAGGACUACUUCAGCAAGCCUGCCAUAGGCCCAUCGGCCAAGGUAGAGAGCCCCAGGAGCGAAGAUGUCUUCCAGACGCCGCACGAGCGGGUCUCUCCGCCCGAGGCAGGCCCUGUAGCGCAGAACGACGUCGGCUUGUCGCGGGCGCAGGUAUCCCCACCUGAGCCUUCGACCAAGCAUACCGAGGUGCCCAUGGCGCCUGGGACUGCUCUGUAGCCUUUCUCUCUGCGUCACGCAUGGAGCUGGGAUGGUACGAACACAAAAGGUGUUGGGUUGAGAUUGGAGUUUUAGCUCAGGGUGGGCUCUUUUCACGGUCUUUUUCGGAAUGCUAUAUACCCCCUCUUUAGCGUGGGUGCUUGGGUAGAGUGCGACAUGCAGGUGCGUGUAUGGGGACGAGUAAUGCAAUGCCUGU